AUGAAACGGAACGAGAUUACGUGUUUACUGGGGCACAACGGCGCGGGGAAAUCCACGUUGAUCAACUUGUUAACCGGAUUGCACCCCCCGACCCACGGCCACGCGUUCUUCGACGGAUUAUCAAUCGUGGAUGAGAUCGCGACGAUCCAAAGGAAAAUGGGGAUCUGCCCCCAGGACCAUAUAUUUUUCAGUGAUUUAACCGGGAGACAGCACCUGAAAUUCUGGAUGAUUUUUCGCGGGUAUCAAGAGAAGAAGGAUCCUCUACUUCGUGAUGCUGUAGUUGCCAAAGAAGAAGAUACCGUCGCCGAAAAGGAGGGCGAAAUCAUCGGCAAAGAGAAGGACAAGAAGAACGGGGGCACAAGAUCAAGACAGAACACUAUGGACGAAGAAGUCGAGAGGCUUUUGAAGGCGGUAAACCUCGAUUGGGCGGCUGAGAAGUUAGUGAAGAACUACAGUGGCGGGAUGCAGCGGAGACUUUGCGUCGCAAUCGCCUCCAUCGGGAAUUCCACGGAGGUGAUUUUCCUUGACGAACCUACCACUGGGUUAGACCCGGUGUCGAGACGGCAAAUUUGGGAUUUUAUCCAGGAAUUGAAGCGGGAUAGAGUCGUGGUUUUAACCACCCACAGCAUGGAGGAAGCCGAUUGUUUGGCCGAUCAAAUCGGGAUUCUGUCCCAGGGGAGGCUGAAGUGUCUAGGGACGAGUCUUGCGUUGAAAAACAAGUACGGGUCAGGGUUUCGGUUGACAUUUUCGUUAGACUUGACGAAAGGUUCGGCCCGGGAAGUGCGGAAGUUCGUGACGGAGAGACUUCCCGGCGCGAAGGUUUUGGUGUCUGCCGGGACUAAUUUGACGAUGGGGGUUAUCCCACGAAAAAACUGUUUCACUGUGAUGGUUUUGCAAGAUCUGCAUCACAAGUUUGUCACACAUGACACAGAAAAUUUGCCAUGCGCGUUUCCCAAGGGAAAAUACGCUUGAAAAUCCAAUGUCUUGCAGGUGUAGCAAGACAAAUAGUUCUGUGUUCCAUUUUCUGCAUUACAAGUUCACAGUGAGAAAAUUUUUUUUUGCGAUAGGGGUCCCACGGUCGUUGACUUCCAUCAUGCCGGACUUUCUGCACGCGAUCGAGGAAUUGGUCAAGGACAAAGAGAAUUCCAUCAUCAUCGAACACGGGAUUUCCAACUCCACUUUAGAAGAGGUGUUCAUGAACAUCACGCAAACGGUAUCCUGAGUAAAAACGUACCCACACCAUAGUUGUCAUGCAACUCUGCAUGCUUAAAAUGCUUCUCAUGCGGAGCCCCAUGAGAAGCAUUUUCUAAUGCGGUUUUGAAAUUUGUCAUGCUCCAAUCAGCACGAGAUACUAGAUCUGUAAUGCUGCUAAACUAGCUCAAACAGCACUACACUACGCGGACAAACUUGUCAUGCCAAACAGCCAAAGCUGGCUGAUUUGUCUAGCAGAUUCCCCAUCCUGACUCUGGUGUGGGUACGUUUUUACUCAGGAUAGACGGAAACACCGAGCAAUUUGUUCAUCAACAACCAAGACGACGGGUUCGGGCAGGCGAAAAUCUGCGUGUUGUGCUGCGCCAACGAAGCCAUCGCGGUGACUGCGUUUACGAAGGAGGGGGUGCCGUUUUUGGUUGACGGGGUGAUUUGCCGGUCUUGUGCCGAGGGGCUGCACGACCCGGAGAAGGUCAAGAAAGGGUUGAUGAAGGCAGUACCGAAUAACAGCUCGUUGCGAGGGCUCUUAGGAGGUGGAUCAGCUUCGGGGACGAGUGGCAAGGCGGGUGAUGCUGGGUUCUACAGUUUAGACGAACACGAAGGGCAAGAAAAAAAUAUUAAAACCGGUGAAGAACAAACCGCUGGCGCGGAAACGAGCGG
Molecule: messenger RNA, 1869 nt
Organism: Amoebophrya sp. A120
Lineage: Eukaryota; Dinophyceae; Syndiniales; Amoebophryaceae
Source: the annotation of a GenBank genome assembly